Molecule: messenger RNA, 5425 nt
Organism: Temnothorax curvispinosus
Lineage: Eukaryota; Metazoa; Arthropoda; Insecta; Hymenoptera; Formicidae
Exons: 5
Coding region: 3051-4373 (440 amino acids)
Source: RefSeq, a predicted model, not a curated record
UCAGUUCUUGGCCACCUCUCUCGUUCGUCGUGUCGCGUUUCUUCUCUCCGCGUUCGUAUCGCGUUGUCGAUCGCUCCGCGAACGGUGUUCGAGUUCGCGCGCAACAAGCAGGAAGAACCCGGUUGGACGAAUAUAUCGCGCGUCGCGUCGUGAAUUACGCGCGAGAUCUUGGCACAAGAGAAAUCUCGAAGGAACGACGUAAGAGAAAGCGAGAAAGAGAGAAAGAUAGAUAGAGAAGGAAAGAGAGCGAGAGCACUGAUCCAAAAAGCAAAAAUGUCAGAGAUUGACGCGAAAGUGAACAUGUCGCUCGGUAAGUCGCCAGAGUCCCGACGGUCUAACGGUUUCGCCAGGAGCCCCGGGUGAGCCCGCGGUUCGCACGUCGACCACGUCGUGUCCACCCUGCCCCGCGUUGGGCGAGACGGGAUCGACAAGAUGGCGUCGGUGUGGGCUAUAUGCGUGAUGCCCGGCGUGCUUGCGUAUACGUGCGUAGAGUACCUGCAUUUAUUUUUCACUUUUACGUAACGAGGACGUCGUUUUCACGUCGUGGUCGUCAUGUCCCCCCUUCUCCUGGUCUCUUCACGAUGAAGGGCAACAUCGGGAAACGGGAUAACCUUCCCUGCGUGCCGAUCGAUCGAUAAGGCUCGUUCGUUAAGGCGGGAUCGCGAGGGAGGGAACGUUCUUGAACGUUCUUCAAGAGAGAGCGAGAAAUAGGCGAGGAAGGGGAGUCCACGAGGUUUCGUUCUUACACAUUUGUUUCUCGUGUCGCUUGGUCGGUCAUUCGAUGAUCGCAAAUUGCUGUUUCAGCCAGCAGGUGGAAGGAAGGGAGAAACGAAUAGAACCACGUGGAAGCGGUGCGGGAAUCUUUUCAGCCUGAAAGAUUCUACGAUCACGGUUACUCGUGAUUUAUUUGGCCAUCGGAAAGAGGAGUGUCUAGGAGCAGAUUGAUUGGGAAUCAAAGUAGCGAGGAUGGUUUGUGCCAGCAGAUUCUUAUGCAAGGGAACGUUGAGGCGACGUUUGCCUCAAAUCGUACUCCGCGAUUGCAGUUGUUUGCCUCGGGAAGAAAUCGGUGUCCAGAAGACAUAUCAACAUCUGAGAAACGUGAUUGGAAUACCAGAAUUUGUGUCGGAAUGUUAUAUGGAACGUCGUUUUGUAUUUGCCUCAAAUAAUGUUUCUGCGAUCGUAAUUGCUUGCCCUGGGAAGAAACUGGAAACAUAGGUACAUCGACAUCCGAGGAAACGCGAGCGAAACAUCGGGAAACGAUCCGAGAGUUCAUGCCAAGAUAUGCGGGACAUUGUUUUAUAUUUGCCUCGAAUAAAUGUAUUUCGCGAUCGGAGACCAUUGCUUGCCUCGGGAAGAAAAUGUCCAAGAAGCAUAAGUUGAAUAUCCAGGAAACGCUCCAAGAAUUCAUGCCAGGAUAUUGUACAAUUCGCCGUUUUAUUCGUCUCAUAAGUAAUUAUAUUUCGCGAUGGUAAUUGCUUGCCUCGGGUGUUUAGGGAACACGAGCACACGUCGACAUGCAGGAGACGCGAUUAUAAUAACGGGGAAGCUGUUCCAGAAUUUUAUGUGAGGAAUCGUGUCACGUCCGCCUUAAAUGAUUGUAUCUUACAGUCGCAAUUGUUUACAAUCUUUUGCCUUGUUUCAAGAAGAGGGGAACGUCUGUGAUGUACUUUGCAACAGGAAACUCGGUCGAAAUACCGAGAAGGCAAAUCAAGAACACUCGCCAGAAAUCUCUCGCGCCUGGGAUCGUUCUGUGUACGGAUCAACUCGUGAUAAAACGUUACAUCGGCUGCAUCUACACUGUCACUUCCCCUAACAAUAUUUCUUGGUCGCAUAAAUGAACAUGAAGUUGCUCGUUGUAAUUGUUAAUGCGUAUCACGCACGUACGACUGAUUUCCCUUUGAUUGAAAAUAACGUCUGCAUCGUCACGUUGGAAUGCGAUUUUCGAACGUCUUGAAAAUCGCGAUCUUCUCGGCUUGCAACGCUUGGAUCUUCGCGAUAACGCGAAAUGGCCCACGGCGAUUCAGUUACGGAAGAGAAAUCGGAGCGAAAUUUGCAGCGACGAGAUCGUGAAUCACGCUGCUGCCGAUACAGAUUACGCAAUACGUGUUACGGAGAUUCACGAUCCAUCGUUAUAUGUAUCGCUAAUUUUCCCGAUAGAUUCCCAUUAGAAAUCAUCAUCCCGAUAGAGAAAAGAGAUCGUUGGAGCAUCAAUAACGUCUCGAACAGCUUCGUUUCGGUGCAGUCUCGUUUCGGUGCAUUUUGCGAACGGAGAAGAUGGGCGAACGGCUGAGAAUUUCGGAAGACUGUGCCAAGCGUCGUGUGACUCAUCCCUCACGAAAAAUCACGCUCUCUCUUCACGCGUGGGACAAGCGCAGGGCUUGCGUAAUCCUAUAUUUUUAUCCGUUGCAUCGCGAACAACUUUUACUCGCCGAGCGGAUGCCAAGUAUGGGAAACGGGACUCGCUCGUGAUGUGCAUGCUGGGCGCAACGUUAUCUCUACCGCAAAAAACUCGUGUGACAGCAUUCAGCGAAACGAUAAAUAACUUAAUUUCGUCUUUGUUUCGCUCCUAUCGUCCCUAUCGCUACGGUGAACGUGAGAGAAAUGCAGAAAUGCUGCCUUCGAUUUGCAGAACCAGACGCAAAUUAAACCGCACCUCCUCGAUCUGUGGGACGCUACUCCAAAUCGAAUUACAAUCUAUUGACAAUGCAUUUUUAUAAUAUUCGCUGGCAAUCCGAAAAUGCAGGUACUCUAGUAGGCAAGCUUUAAUAAUGUUCCGAUGAGAUUUCAUCGCGAUCAGUCGUUUUUUGAUGUUGGCAAGCAAUCCCAGGGCAGGGAUAUAUUUGCGUUACUUAUUUGUAUCGAUCAACAUGGCAAUUGUUUAUACGGGCUCCUUGAAAGUUUUCGAAAUGUAAGAGGUAACGAUCGAAUGGAAGGCCUUGUCACGAGAACUACGAGAAGAAUCACUGACUGGCUCAUGAGAAAUCAGCUCGUAAGAAAGUCACGUAAAUGUAACGAAAGGAAGAGGACAGAGUAAAGAGACAAUUCACAAGAUGUGUAAUGUAAAAAUUUCUGGGAAGCAGCGUCGCAUUAAUGGAGGAAACAUGAACUCAGCCGGCGUCUUGUCUUUAAUUGCACACCAUUUUGAAGUGAUCCAUAAAGCAGCGAAUGACAAUAAACAAAGACAGAAAUUAACGGGCAUUAAAAAUAAAAAAAUGCAAUACAAAAUAUAUAUUGCAUAUGAGAUCAUAAAGAUGGAGAAAAAGAAAAAGAUUGCGGCGAUCAACGGAAAGAUCGGCGGCGCCAAGCGCAAUCGCGGUGCUGUUCGUGGUCGAGGUGGAUUUAGAGGACGAGGUGCGAGAAUCAAGCGCAAUGUCGGACCCAUUCUGAAGAAUCAACAGCAACAGAAUUGGCAGCGCAAUGCGAAUACCGCGAGUAACGCGCGCGGUGGUUUCGCUCGGAAUCGCUUUAAGAGGAAUGGCCAUCUCGCGAGGUCGCGCAGCAACUUGAGCCUGAAUCAGAAGGCGAACAAUGUGAGAGGAGGCGCGUUCAAUGUGCGCCGUGGCAACAGAGGCAACAGAUUCGGUCUUACUCGUAGCCGGAGCCGCACGAACCUGACGUUCAAUCAGGGCGGCUUCUUCACUAACAACAAGAGCCCGCUGAAGCGAACGAGCAGUUUGCCCAAUUUGCGAGAUCCGAAUUCUGUCCACAAUCGUCUGGGGUAUCAGAGCCCCGCUCAGAUUGCCUAUCGAAAUCGCGUGAAACGAGCGAAGCAGCUGCUGUUACAGAGACAGAAUCAGCGAUUAAACUUACAGAAUCAAUUUAGAAUGGCACAGACCGGCCAGAAGAUCGGUUUACAUCCAAUGCAGCCGAGAACUUUGGGAAGACAACAGAUACUAACGUCGCAACGUCGCUUUACUACCGGCGGACUACGAUCGGAUCAGAUAGCUCGUGCACAGAGACGGGCGCAAUACGAACAGAAAUUGAUGCGAAUGAACUCCGCCCGGAUGACCCCUACUCCGAACGUCAAUUUCAUGUGCACAUUGGGAAGCGAAUACAUGCCUACCACUACCCGUCAGCGACCACUCACCCUCGCUCAGAGUCGACAACCCGCGACCAUUAGUCCGCGACAAUUGCCCAGAGGACGAUCGCCGUACAGGCAAAGCGCACAGGGUUUAAAUAUGGCUGGGCGAGCACCAUUAUUUGGCCGGCAGCGCUCGAGAUCAAGAUCGCGAUCACGCUCGCGUACGCAUAACACAACUACAUCCGAUUCCAGCGGAGACGUCGACGAUCGUAAUUUCAGCGAAGUUAUGUAUAGCCUGUCAGGGAAUCUCGGCGUUACGGGGCGAACUCUUAACGAACGAUUUAGCUUUUAAGUAGCAGCGUCGCAAAUUCGACUUAAAUAUCGAACACAUUACUGAUCUAUUCAUAAUUUACCCGUAACGCUAGAAAUAAAAAGUAAUUUUUGUUUUAACAAUGUAGACAAUCCUUAUUGUUUUCCCUUUUAUUAAGUACACCAGUGUUAUUAACAUCAAAUUACUCUACAAUGCGUUAAUUAACACAAUGUCUCCACAAGUAUACAAAUACUUUUUCGUUUGCCCUAAUUGCAAAAUUGCAAUUGAGUUUACCUAAAAUAUUGCUUCUUCACAUUUGCAGCGUUAAUAUAUGUACAAAUUACUUUUAGAGAAUAUCACGAUAGACAGUAAUCACACUUUCAUCCGGAAUAUAUGAUAGUAUGCGUGGAUAAAAUAAAGAGUGAUUCUUAUGCCUGUUACACGAUUAAAGGCAGAAAUCUCAUUUUUUCAUCUACGUGCAAUAACUUUGUAUAAAAUCUUCAGUAUUUUUUCGUUAAUACAUGUAGGCGAAGAAAGUUAUUUAAAUACAUCUAGCAAUUUCGAGGAUGAUUUGUUGAAAUUUUGAUAUUUAGUAUGAUUUAGUAUGAAAGAAGAUUUGCAUAAUUACAUAUUUAUGUAUAAGAUAAAGCGCGUACUUUUCAAUUGUACUUUUUUUUUGCUUUGAGAAAUAUACAAAUCUUGGCGAUUAGUUAUCCAUCUUCUUAAAUUGAUAUUGACUUUAAGUUAUCUUCAAAAUAUAAGCGCGAGAUAUUUGGAUAUAAAGAAAAGUAAUUUGUGAUUUACAUAUUAUAUUAUAUGUAUAUAUAUAAUCGCAUUUUUUUUCAUUUUUAGUAAAAUUCGUGAUUUAGAUUUACAAUUUGCGAGAUUGUACAACAAUAUGAUAAAAUACAUGAAUCGGAGGUAGGAGUAAAUGAAUUUUUGCGUUGUAUUUUGAUUCAAUUGUAUAAGAGUACGUCUAUUUAACAAAUAGAUGUAUGUUUGCGUCGAGGUAGAUUUUAUUGAAUUACUGUUAAAUUGUGAGUUUAAAUUGUAGCGUAAUAUCAUGUUUCAUAUAAACUAUUUCAAUUAACAAG